AUAAAUCAUAUGGGCACAUCAUUCUAUUUGCAAGAUUCAAAGCGGUUGGAGCUCAGUCGUAUUAAAAAAUAUUAAAAAAAUAUAUAUUUUGUAAAUUCAAUUUACCCACAAUGCCAAUGUCCCAAGGAGAUGGCAGCUUCCACGGCAGUGGAGAUCUGACCAAGAACGACUCGAACUCGCAGGAAUCGGGGGAUGGGGCACCCAAUGCCUUUGCCGCCUGCCAGAAGCCCCGUCCGGAUGCCAAUUCCCUGCCGGUGCGGCAGUACCUCGACCAGACGGUGGCCCCCAUCCUGCUCCACGGACUGCAGGCCCUGGCCAGGGAUCGACCCAGUGACCCGGUCAGCUACCUGGCCACCUAUCUCCUGAAGAACAAGAACCGCUGCGACGAGGUCAACAUGGAGGAAACCUAAUCACCCGUAUUUUAUUUAUGCCGAUUUUCCUUCCACACAAAAUUAUGUCUUGUACACAACUUAUCGCUGAUUAAAAGCUGGCUUAAAGCU
Molecule: messenger RNA, 500 nt
Organism: Drosophila suzukii
Lineage: Eukaryota; Metazoa; Arthropoda; Insecta; Diptera; Drosophilidae
Gene: Dpy-30L2
Product: Dpy-30-like 2
Cellular component (GO): Set1C/COMPASS complex
Source: RefSeq, a predicted model, not a curated record